UUUCUGUACUUUACGCGAAUCGUCCAAUUCUUUUUUUCUUUCUUUUUGGGUUUUUCCUUUCGUUAAUGUUUGCCCGUUUCUUUUUCUUUUUCCUUUUUGUUGAUAUUUUUCUGGUUUCUUCAUUGCUCGUUCUUCGAAUUGGAUACUGGGAUUGUCUUUUAGCUGCUGAAACCAGCUCUUUUCUUUCCAUCUCUGUGCUUUUGAGUUUUUAGGAAUUGCAAAUUAGUAAUUCGUAUGCAAUUGUUAAGUCCUUAAAGCGAUGAAAGCAAAGUAUCUUGUCGCCUUAAAUUGAAGAAUGGCUGAACAAUGAAAUUCCGUUGCUUCAUUUUCUCCAAUCUUUUCUUUCAUAGGUUCUGGCUGCAUGUGGAACUUCUGCGACAAAUCUGAAUUACUGCAGUUUGAAAACCUGCCAUUUAAAUGCUCCAUAUAUCAAUGAUUCAAGCAAACAGUUUGGGGAAUGGACUGGCCAUAUUUUCUUGGUCUGAGUGCUUGUGAAUGAUGUCCAGUGGACAGAAGGGUGCAAAUGCUCCUAAUAUAUUCAAGUGGAAAUGGAAUGGGGAAUCAUCAUUAACCAAAGAACUGCUAAAUGAUGUACCUCCUGAGAUUGAACUGUCAGACUACAGAAGGCUACCAAGUUCUGGUAGUGAGAGCCCUUCUGGGCUACUCAAUGGUGAGGGUUUGAAGGUAGAACCUAUUACUGAUUUGGACCUUUUCUUUGAAAGGCUAUAUAACUACUAUUGUGAAAAGGGACUGUGGUGCAUAAUCAUUAAGUGGAUUGUUGAACUCUUAAGCCUUGGGUUCACCAUAUGUUUCUCCGGAUUUUUCCUAUUAUUUGUUGAUUGGGACGGACUGCGCAAGGCAAAGUGUGGAUUGGAUGCAGUGGAAUCAGGAAUGAAGCCCUGUGAUCUGGCUAAGGAGGCUCUUCACCCACACCCAUUAACUCCCUUCACACUUUCAAAGGGUAUCAUUGUUGGGUAUCUGGGUAUAUUUUCUGUCUAUUGGAUCUUCUGUUUCUUGAGGUUCUUUGCACAAUUGAAGGACACAUUAGAGAUCAGGAACUUCUACCAUAAUAGUCUCCAUGUUUCAGACCGUGAAGUUCAAACAAUGUCAUGGGCAUCAAUUCUUGAAAAGGUUGUUCAGAUACAGAGGUCACAGCAACUUUGUGUGGUUAAGGAUCUCUCUGCGCAUGAUGUGGUAAUGCGAAUAAUGCGGAAGGAGAAUUACUUGAUUGGAAUGCUUAACAAAGGUGUUCUUGCUUUUCCAAUCUCUCAGUGGUUCCCAGGUGCUGGUCCUGCUGUCAACUCUGGAAAAAAUGGAAGGAAAAAUCAUUUAAUACUAACUAAAACUCUUGAAUGGACCUUAAACUGGUGCAUACUGCAGAGCAUGUUUGACAGAAACUUUUGCAUUAGAAGAGACUUUAUUUCAAACCCUUCCUCAUUAAAGAAGAGGCUUAUGGCAGUUGGGCUUGGGAUGCUUCUACUUUCUCCAUUUCUGGUCAUAUUUAUGUUGGUUUAUCUCUUCUUGAGGCAUGCUGAACAGUUUUAUAACCAUCCAAGCACUGCAUCAUCUCGAAGGUGGUCAAAUCUCUCAAAGUGGAUCUUUAGAGAAUUUAAUGAGGUCGACCAUUUGUUCAAACACCGUAUCAAUAGUAGUGUAACACAUGCAGCUCAGUAUCUAAAGCAGUUUCCAUCACCUAUUGUUGCUAUUGUUGCCAAGUUCAUCUCUUUUGUCUCUGGUGGCUUCGCUGCUAUUCUGAUCAUCAUUGCAUUCCUGGAGGAAUCUCUAUUAGAAGGACAUAUAUUUGGUCGCAACUUGUUCUGGUAUGCUGCUGUCUUUGGAACUGUAACAGCUAUUAGCCGAGCUGCAGUAACCGAUGAACUUCAGGUGUUUGACCCUGAAGGGGCAAUGUCUUUGGUAGUCCAAUAUACACACUAUAUGCCAAAGAGAUGGCGUGGUAAAGAGAAUACUGAUAUGGUCCGCCUGGAGUUUGAAACCUUAUUUCAGUACACUGGAAUGAUGUUGGUUGAGGAGAUGGCUUCAAUUUUCCUCACCCCCUACUUACUCCUAUUCAUUGUACCACAGCGUGUGGAUGACAUUUUGCAGUUCAUUUCAGAUUUCACAGUGGAUAUCGAAGGUGUAGGUCACGUUUGCAGCUUUAGCGUCUUUGACUUCGAAAGCCAUGGAAAUAGAAACUUUGGCUCACCAUACAGUGCACCUCACACCCAACGGAGCUCCCAGGGGAAAAUGGAGAAAUCAUUCUUGAGUUUCCAGAGCAGCUAUCCAACCUGGGAACCAAAUUCUCAGGGGAAGCAAUUCUUAUCUACUCUUCGCAGUUUCAAAGAGCAGAAAUUGCAAGGCCAGGGAAUUCCACAGGGACAUUCACCUCCCAGAACUUGGCAAUUUAGCUUAAAUCCAAGAGGUCAAGGUGACAUGCACAGUAUUUUCUCAAAGGAUGCACUCUACAAUAACAUGGGAGGACUUCCCAGAACAGGCUAUCAGUUAGGUUCUUUAUGGCUGACAGAUGUAGAACAGAAAAAUCACCCAUAUUUGCUUGAUUGGUAUUACAUGUCUCGUCCUUCACAUACGGCUGAUAAUUCAAAAACUACUCCAGCUCUACACUGUGAAGUCGAUGAAGAUCCUAGUAGGAACCUUUUCAUGCCAUUUCACAAUGCCACCGUGCAAAUGGAACCAAGGUUGGAAGAGAACUGGAGAUACCCCUUGGAGGACAGAUUACAAAGUCAUCUGGGUGCAUCUAGCUCAUCAACUCCUUUCCUCCGAGAAAGUGUGUUUCAAUACCAUGGCUCAGAUCAUCCAGAACAUCCCACUGAGAGCCAUUGGUGGGCCCGAACAGGUCCACAUUCCAGGGAUCCCCAGACAAGUUUUCUUGAGCCUCCUAGUUUUGGCCAUCAUACCUCAAAUCACCCUUAUGACAAUUUCUCUGAUAGAAGUUCAGAGCAAGAGCAACAUUUGGACUGGAGGAAUUCUCGUUCAUUAUCUAAAACUGUGUACAUGGAUGACUAUGAUCUAGAUGGAGAAUUCAAUCUCCCAUUCAAUGAUAUUUAUAGUAAGCCAUUGGGAACCCUUUCUACAAGACCAGAGUCCCAAAGUAGUGAGUGAUUAAUUGCAGAUGCACAAAUUUCUGCUAGUUGAAUGGGUUGUGGAUUUCCAAUGUGGUCUCUUAUGUCUUUUCUACUUGAGGGAGGAAGCUUGAUAUUCUUUUUUGUACAUAAAUUUCAUAGCAAAUGCUGAAUGGGUCUUCUCUCAAUGUGCUUCAGGAUAGUGGCCUAAGGAUCCAAAAAGCCACUAUAAACCUGUUGCAGUUGUAAACACAUAAGUUAAUUCAUGAUCCCAAUUUCAUUCCAUUUUAGAUGUUUGAUCA
This is a messenger RNA of Nelumbo nucifera (sacred lotus), 3379 nucleotides long. The record is from RefSeq and is a predicted model, not a curated record. NCBI's taxonomy places the organism in Eukaryota, Viridiplantae, Streptophyta, Magnoliopsida, Proteales, Nelumbonaceae.